AUGGCGAUGCCAAAUAUUUUAGUUGUCGUAGCCGUUGGCAUAAUUUUAGUCACUACAUAUGUGUUAAGGAAAUUUAUUAUUGCAGAGCCAUCAACAGAAAUGAAAAAAGCAGGUGUGUUAAAUAAAGAAUGGCAGGAAUUUCCAUUAAUAGCUAAGACAGCUAUUACGCAUAAUACGGCUAUAUACAGGUUUGGGUUACCAAAGGCUGAUGAUGUUCUUGGAUUACCAAUUGGUCAACAUAUUUCUAUUUCUGGUGUGAUUAACGACAAGGAGGUUCUGAGAUCGUAUACGCCCACUUCGUUGGAUUCGGAUGCAAUUGGUUACUUUGAAAUUUUGAUUAAAUCUUAUCCGGAAGGGAAUAUUUCGAAAAUGGUUGCUGGUUUGUCUAUAGGAGAUAAGAUCAGGGUUAGAGGCCCAAAAGGGUUUUAUAACUAUAAGCCUAACAUGUACAAAAAGAUUGGGAUGGUUGCUGGUGGGACAGGCAUUUCACCGAUGUAUCAGAUCAUGAAGGCAAUCUUUAAUAAUGAUAAUGACAAGACUCAAGUUUUCCUUCUAUAUGGUAACCAGACGAAGGAUGAUAUUCUCUUGAAGGCUGAGUUAGAUGCAAUGGUUAAGGCUAAGCCCGAACAGUUUAACAUCUUAUACCUUGUAGACAAAGUAUCUGAUGGGGAAAAAUGGGAAGGCAAAGUAGGGUAUAUAACGCCUGCUAUUAUGGUUGAACAUUUACCAAGUCCUGACAUAUCUAGUCAAUUGUUGAUCUGUGGGCCACCGCCAAUGGUCUCCUCAGUUAAGAGAAGUGCAGUGUCUUUAGGUUUACAAAAGGCCAAGCCGAUCUCUAAAAUGGGCGAUCAAGUAUUCGUCUUUUGA
This is a messenger RNA of Eremothecium cymbalariae DBVPG#7215, 867 nucleotides long. RefSeq names its product cytochrome-b5 reductase (gene CBR1). NCBI's taxonomy places the organism in Eukaryota, Fungi, Ascomycota, Saccharomycetes, Saccharomycetales, Saccharomycetaceae. The transcript has a single exon. The coding region runs from base 1 to 867 and encodes 288 amino acids. The record is from RefSeq and is a predicted model, not a curated record. Gene Ontology annotation, molecular function: oxidoreductase activity. Gene Ontology annotation, cellular component: endoplasmic reticulum; plasma membrane.